AUGCGUAUUUACGCCUUCGACCUGGUUUACGUAACCAUAGUUGGUAUGCGUCAUAGCUCCUUCGUAUCUGGGCUUUCUUCUUCCCGACCGAUCCGACCGCUCGAAGUAGCCCAGACAUGGCGGAGCCGGGCCCGAGCCGGCCGGCCUCCUCCGCCGCCGACUUCCCCGAACUCCUCAGCUUCUGUGCCCGCGCGGAGGCCCUCAUCGCUGAGCUGCUCCUGCUCUCCGACCGCGCACCUCCGCAGUUCGCCGACCGCCGCUUCGACAACGUCCUCUUCGACCUCCGAUAUUUCGAUUCCCCGGGAGAUUUGGAGUCGAGGAUCGAAGGCGACAUCGAGCUUGAAGCACUGGAAGAUCAACUCCGCGAGUCCUGCGGCUCGUACAUGCAGAGGUUCUUCUUCUUGCUGGAUGGCGCCGUUACUUACCACGAGGAGCUCUGCAGUUACCUAAAUGAUCUUCAGGAAGGGCUGUAUGUGCAUUGCACAUUGGAUGGUGUGCUGGAGAAUAACUGCGCUUGCCAGUUGCUUGUGGAGUCGAUGACUUUGUUCGGAUGCAUGAUUCUGCUAAUGGAACACAAAAUUGGUGGGUUGCUGCGUGAGAGGCUCCUCGUGGCGCACCUGCGGUACGAGCGCUGUUUCAACUAUCCCAAUCUGGAGAGGAUAUGUGACCUCUGUCGGCAGCAUGUGCCUACACCUGGUUGGUCUGCUAGUUCCGGUUCAUCAGCAUAUAGCUCAGAUAUUAUUUCUGUACAGAAGCCUGAGGACCUGCUUGGGAGGUUUCCAUUUCCUGAACCUGUUGUGGAUGCUGUCAUAACCUGCUUGCGAAAUGGUGAUGUGUACAACAAUGUCCGCUUCUAUCCUGACCCGCAGCACCGUACUACAGCUCUGUCCUUGCAAGCUGGACAUCUCUAUGUCCUGUUGUUUUAUUCUCAUGGCCUUCUGCACAGUGGUUUGGCUAUGCGGGAGAUUGUUGACCGGUUCUUCAAAGAUAACUGGGUGGUUCCCAUAUUCUUGCAUUUCUCAGUAGAUUUACUUGUCUCUUGGGAUGCAUACAAAGAAGCAAAGUUAUCGUUGCUUUCCUGCCUUUCUCCUGCCUCCAUACGUGAUAUUAGUCUACACCACUUCACAAAGGUUCCUCAGCUUUUAGCUGACUUGGGUAUUCAUAUACGUGCUAUAAACAAAAAUCAUGUGCUUGAUAAUUCGCUGAGUCUUCUUUCUGUCAUCAGAGAGUGCAAUUUCACGCUGCGUUGGCUUUUGCUUCAUCGCAUGACCAGUGAUAAGAAGGCAAGGGACCUGGUGAUCUCUGUAGGGUCAUCACAGCAAGUAGAUGAAGGAAACCUGUUACAACUCUUAUUGAAGAAUGCUAAACUUGAGUUUGAGGUGAAGCAACUGCAUGUUGAACUGUUGAAUACCAGGAAAAGUAUGUGGUGUGAAAAGAGGCAUGAUGCUUUGGAAUGUAUAAAAGACUUGUCUCAGAACUAUCUUGGAAUUUGGGCUGCAUCAUGCAAAUUCAAGAACAAGACCGUAAAAGACUGGUUGGAGCACAUUUCAUCAGAGGUUGUCUCCCUGAAUUAUACCACAAUUGGAAGCUCUGGCAGGACAAUCCAUCGAGUGCUAUCAACACUGAAAGAUAUUGAGACGCUCCACCAAAUCAAAGAGAGCAUGCAGAUAAAGCAAGGCUUCUCGAAAAUACAGAAGAAUCUUCAUGAUAUGAUAAAAGUGCUUAACCUAAACCAAGAGGCACUAAGUAUUUUCUCAGUGAUUACUGAUGCUAAGUAUGCAUGGGUUUAUCUUACACUAUUUGAGACACUUCUAAAGAAGAAUAUCAGUCAGGAUCCAUCACAAACUUUACUUCUGCAUACGAUGUUUCUUAAAUUACAGUCAUGGCUGAGUGCACCGCUCCAAAGGAUCAAGCAGUGCAAAAGCCCUGAUCUUCACUGUGUCUCCACCUACUAUUCUUCAAAAUAUGCAGCUAAGAUAUUUGCAGUUUUAGGUAUUAUCCCGGUCAUAUUGCUUAAAAUUUCCACUGCUGUUGAUUAUGGAGAACAGUCUACUUAUCUAGUAAAUCGCAUCAACAAGGAAGCAUUGGAAGAGCUCAUGCAGUUGGAUCAUCAACUAUGUCAAGCACGGCAGGCUGCCAAACUAUGCACCAUUUCAGAGGGCCUUCAGAACAUGUCGAAGAGCUUUGAUGACCUUAUUGGCCUGAAUUUAGGUGGAUGGCUGAGUCAGAUGAUAAAAAAGGAACUAGCAAUUCAGCUAGAAGCAAAACUGAAAUGCUUAUCGUCACCCACUUAUGUUUUACUUUGGAUUAACUGGAUUAGCAGUAUUUUAAAUUCGCUGCUGACAGAUGAUAUGGAGAGCAGCCUGAUCUCUUUGUCAAAUUAUAUGCUUUCCCAGAUGCAGAGGAUGGAGUUCCUUCAGGAUAUACUGCACAUUGAUGGGAGCUCAAUCUGGCAAGAAACAUUAGCUACUGUAUUGGAACAAUGUGCUAAAAGAGAGGUUCUGGAGCUUAUGGGAUGCAUGCAAAAGUCAGCUAAUGUGGUGGAACAGUUGAAUAAUGCAUCCAGCUCCAGCACAUUUUUUGGCAACUUGCUGCAAUAUAUAGUUCAGCUGACAAAUCCAUCGCACUCCAUGUUUAUAGAGCCCAUGGUUGGUUGGUUUGAUGCAGGAGGACAUGAGUUGCUUGGUAUGCGCUUUUUUAAUCUUCUGGAAUUAUGCGUGGGACAGGUUGGGUUAGCAUGCUUGGACUCCUUAAUACACAUACUCAUAAAGCAGAGCAUGGAGAAUACAGUGAAAGAAUUAUGUUCUUUGGUUGAUACUAAAUGUCAGGAGGAAUUGAGUCAGCUGGAUGAUCUUCUGGGCCCUCCUAUGUCAAUUCCUCUGAUGGGCUGGUCAUCAUAUAAGCAUAUGGUGAGGACUUUCCAUUCAUCAUUGGGACCACUGGUUGAGAAAUUGGCAACAAUUGGACAACUGCAGUUGGUUAUGAAUCUUAUAUCCUUAAAAUUGAGAUCAGCAUGCAAGAUCAAAGCAAGUACUAUAACCUCGGUUGUUGAGGUUUUGGUGCCUAUGCUGAAAGGAAAGCUUGAGAGAGGAGCUGAGGAUCAAACUGCCAGACUCUUCCUUCACCAUAUAAAGGAGCAGCAAAAGUUUUGUGGUUUACUUUCACCUCUUCAAGCUAUCUAUAUCUCAGAAGACCCUCCAAUGUUCUUGGCCAGACUGCUAACCCUCUUUUCAAUAUCACAGUUGUCAAGAUAUGUGCUUGAUGUUCAUUUAGGCAAUUUGACCAGUCCUUUAAAGAGGUCCAUAGCCGAUUUCUCUGCUGUGAUCAUAGGGCUUGGUACACUCCUGCGGCAGUUUGAUACUUUCUAUAUGGUCCAGUAUAUCCAGUUCAUGGUUCAGUACAUACGGAUGGCAGAAGCAGCAUUCGAUGUCAUGACUGAUACACAAAAGGGGACUACACAUUCUUCUGAGGCGCCAAAGGCAGUUUUUUGGCUGAUGUCCUUGUGCAAGUACAUGGAUAUCUCAAGGGAUGUCGUGGAGUCGUGCUUGCCCACUUCUGCUCUUGCUGCUCUCCAAUCAUGAGGCUCCUGUUGUUGCAUACUUGAACAUAGUUUAGCAAAAUGAGACAAGGGCUCGAAUUGUUAGCCCUCAUUUUUUUUGUUUUAUACUUUUUUCUCUUCACGUAAACGAGUCCUGGAAUCUGUUGUCAAACAAUGUUCUCCAUUAUGUGGAUGUAGAAUUGCAUUACUUGUGUGCAGAAA
This is a messenger RNA of Phragmites australis (common reed), 3760 nucleotides long. RefSeq lists its product as uncharacterized. The record is from RefSeq and is a predicted model, not a curated record. The transcript has 29 exons. Gene Ontology annotation, cellular component: WASH complex; endosome. Gene Ontology annotation, biological process: regulation of actin nucleation; endosome organization; actin filament polymerization. The coding region runs from base 117 to 3581 and encodes 1154 amino acids. Lineage: Eukaryota; Viridiplantae; Streptophyta; Magnoliopsida; Poales; Poaceae.